Sphaeroforma arctica JP610 is the source of this 709-nucleotide messenger RNA. RefSeq lists its product as hypothetical. The record is from RefSeq and is a predicted model, not a curated record. NCBI's taxonomy places the organism in Eukaryota, Ichthyosporea, Ichthyophonida. The transcript is spliced from 7 exons. The coding region runs from base 1 to 678 and encodes 225 amino acids.
AUGAUGCAAAACUUCAUAUACAUCAUAGCCGAUGCCAAAACAAGGGAGGCCUAUGUGGUAGACAUCUGUUGGGACGUCCCGGGUGUCUUAAAGUGUAUAGAACAAUUAAAACUCAAGCUGGUGGGCGCUAUCAUCACACACUACCAUUUUGAUCACACAGGGGGUAAACCGCCACCGCCCUAUGAAAAAUAUCCCGUUACAGUUGAUGGCAUUCACACGCUCACGCGCAAAUUUAAGAAUUUAAAGGUCUAUGCUGGUCCCGGCGACGCUACGACAUUAAAAGAGGUGAAUGGAGUCGCCGGGGAGCAGAUUGUGGAAACCACCGACAAUCAGGAAAUCCAAUUGGGCGAUACCACAAUGAAGUUCAUCCACACACCGGGACACACCCCAGGCUCACAGUGCAUCCUGGUCAAUGGGUGUCGCCUGCUGUCGGGCGAUACGGUUUUUAUUGGAGGCUGUGGCAGGCUGGACUUCCCAGACUGCAACGGCACACACAUGUUUGAGACGAUGCAGAAGCUGAAAAGGUUACCUGAUGAGAUAGUCGUAUACCCAGGCCAUAAAUAUGGGGGUACGUUCUCGACGAUAGCAUACGAGAAACAGUAUGGUGCCAUCCGACCGCUAGACAGACUAACAUGGACGCAAACGUACAACCCUGCGCCGCCACCCGAAUCACAAUGAGUAGCUCAAUGGCGUAUAAAUUAGUUAAGCA